AUGUAUGAGGAAGUAAUUAAUGGGGGUUUGAAGGAAACUGAGUUGAUGGAAGGUGAUGGUACUGGUAAGAAUAGUGUAAGGGAAAAUGAUGUUAUGGAAAAUGUUGUUAGUGAAAAUGUUGUUAGGGAAAAAGAUGUAAUGGAAACUGAUGGAAAUGAUGAUAAUGAACAAGGUGGACAUGGUUCUUGGAGCUUCUUAUUGAUGACCUUGGUGGGAGAGAAAAGUACCUCACAUACACUUUUAUAUUUGAUCAACAAAAGGAUUAUUACCUACCUUGGAUGA
Lathyrus sativus (Indian pea) is the source of this 282-nucleotide messenger RNA. The record is from the annotation of a GenBank genome assembly. NCBI's taxonomy places the organism in Eukaryota, Viridiplantae, Streptophyta, Magnoliopsida, Fabales, Fabaceae.